UUGCUGGCAGUGGAGGAGAGAAGCCCUUGUGUUAUCCCUUCAUCUACUUUGCAAAUUUUGUAUCUUUUCUUCACUUUUUAUAUAGGCUUCAAUUCUUCUAUUUUCUUACGUGCACUGAGAUAGCAAGAACUGAAUACGCUUGCAUUUUCUGCUUCUUGGUCAAUGGCUAGCUGGGUUUUAUCAGAAUGUGGCCUAAGACCCCUUCCUAGAAUCUAUCCUCAAAGCAGAACCGGCUUAACAUCAAAACUUACAAACCUUUUAAAGCUUAGACAGCCACGAGACUCCAAAAGUUGCGAUCUUGGUUCUCCUUUCAAGGUCUCAAGUUGUUCUAGACAAAUAAACUGGGCGUUAAAUGUUGCUGUUCCGGUUAGUGUUCCAGUAUGUGAAGAGGAAGACAAAGAAAGAGAAAACGUUAAUGGUGUUAAUGAACAGGAAGGUGGAUUUUUUGACCCUGGUGCACCACCACCUUUCAAAUUAUCUGAUAUAAGAGCUGCUAUACCUAAGCAUUGUUGGGUUAAAGAUCCAUGGAGAUCUAUGAGCUAUGUUGUGAGAGAUGUUGUUGUGGUUUUUGGAUUGGCUGCUAUUGCUGCUUACUUCAACAAUUGGGUUGUUUGGCCUCUUUACUGGUUUGCUCAGGGGACCAUGUUCUGGGCCCUCUUUGUUCUUGGCCAUGAUUGUGGUCAUGGGAGCUUCUCAAAUAAUCCAAAGCUUAAUAGUGUAGCGGGUCAUCUCCUUCAUUCUUCAAUCCUUGUUCCUUAUCAUGGAUGGAGAAUUAGCCACAGAACCCACCAUCAAAACCAUGGACAUGUUGAGAAUGAUGAAUCUUGGCAUCCAUUGCCUGAGAAAAUUUACAGGAGUUUGGAUAAUGUCACAAGAAAAUUGAGAUUCACUUUGCCUUUCCCUAUGCUUGCCUACCCUGUCUAUCUGUGGAGUAGAAGUCCAGGAAAGAAGGGCUCUCAUUUCCAUCCAGACAGUGAUUUGUUUGUCCCAAAUGAGAGGAAAGAUGUUAUUACCUCAACCGCCUGUUGGACUGCAAUGGCAGCAUUGCUUGUUUGUUUAUCCUUUGUAAUGGGUCCUCUCCAAGUGCUUAAACUCUAUGGCAUUCCCUACUGGAUUUUUGUUAUGUGGUUGGACCUGGUCACUUACUUGCAUCACCAUGGUCAUGAUGAGAAACUUCCUUGGUAUCGUGGAAAGGAAUGGAGCUAUCUGAGGGGAGGCCUUACAACACUAGACCGUGACUAUGGAUGGAUCAACAACAUCCACCAUGAUAUUGGGACCCAUGUGAUUCACCACCUCUUCCCUCAAAUCCCACACUACCACUUAGUCGAAGCAACAGAAGCAGCUAAGCCUGUACUCGGGAAGUAUUACCGCGAACCAAGGAAAUCUGAACCUCUUCCAUUUUACUUGUUGGGAACACUUGUAAGAAGCAUGAAACAAGAUCACUAUGUUAGCAAUACUGGAGAUGUUUUGUAUUAUCAAACAGACCCCGAGCUCUGUGGACCAGAGAAAACAGAGUGAAGAAACCAAAGCUUCUGGGCAUCGCAAGGGAAGCCUACCAAGCCAGGAUUCUAUAAUAUCAAGUCAUUUAACUUCUGACAAUUAGGCAGCAUUGUCCUCAGCCAUUGGGACAUCCAUUCAUUCUGCCACGCUUCUUCUUUUUUUCUUUUCUUCUCUUUCUUAUUUGAUAAGAGGUGUCGCCGAUGGUAAAUCUCAGCCACUGCAACAUGGACGCAAGAAGUUUACUAUAUUUGUGACGUCAUUGUAAUAGAAAAUCGACAUCUUUGGCUUC
Molecule: messenger RNA, 1789 nt
Organism: Populus euphratica (Euphrates poplar)
Lineage: Eukaryota; Viridiplantae; Streptophyta; Magnoliopsida; Malpighiales; Salicaceae
Gene: FAD8
Product: fatty acid desaturase 8
Exons: 8
Coding region: 163-1518 (451 amino acids)
Biological process (GO): lipid metabolic process
Molecular function (GO): oxidoreductase activity, acting on paired donors, with oxidation of a pair of donors resulting in the reduction of molecular oxygen to two molecules of water
Source: RefSeq, a predicted model, not a curated record